Messenger RNA from Lichtheimia ornata, 2826 nucleotides. RefSeq lists its product as uncharacterized. Gene Ontology annotation, cellular component: nucleus. Lineage: Eukaryota; Fungi; Mucoromycota; Mucoromycetes; Mucorales; Lichtheimiaceae. Gene Ontology annotation, biological process: chiasma assembly; mismatch repair. The record is from RefSeq and is a predicted model, not a curated record. Bases 1 to 2826 code for a protein of 941 amino acids. Gene Ontology annotation, molecular function: ATP-dependent DNA damage sensor activity; ATP binding; mismatched DNA binding. The transcript is spliced from 24 exons.
AUGUCAGCACCACCACCAGCACCUGCUUAUACAGCCCCACUGCCAAGUGUCAAACGCAUGAGUCGAUCGGGUUCCUCUUCUCGCUAUGCGGCUAGUAAUAAUGAAGCGCAGCUUGUGUCACCUUCGUCCGAAUAUCCGAUCAAGCGUCAACGCAUCACCCAUAGUCCAUUGAACACCCAUGAUGAUGAGCAACCAACAUCGAUUCAACCACAAUCAGCAUUCACUAUGCAACCUUUUACGCAUACAUCCGUGUCCAUGUCUGAUGAAAUAGGAAUGGUGCAAGUAUCCGGAGGGUCGUCGAUCAUGGCACUACAAUGGAAAGGUGGAAAACUAGGAUGUGCAUACUAUACUCAGGAAUACCGUGAGUUGCAUGUCAUGGACGAUGUCAUUGAACGCUCGCCAGCAGACUUUGCUACACAAUUGAUCCAAGAAAUCAACCCAAGAAUCAUCCUCCUUGAGUAUAAUGCAGAUGAUAUCCUAUCUCUUGUACAGAGCAUUGAUGGCGAGAUCCAAGUUGAAAAGCUGCAAGGAAAAGACUUUGGCUAUGAGCAUGGUCGAUAUUCUUUGAUUUCAUGGUUUGCUCAAAUCAACGACGACAAUGAAGCCGCCUCGGACAAUGCGACCCACCACCAUGUUUAUUGUGAGGACCCCUAUGAUGGCCGAAAAAGGAAAACGAAUCUGCAACUUCAAUGCAUGAUUAACCUUGACAGCAUUGUCUCGAUUGGAUGUGCAGGCGCAUUAUUGACAUACAUCGACAAGUUGGAGGACUAUACCAAUCGACCCAUUGGAAACGAGAUGGCUCCUCAAGACUUGGCACUACGUCCAGUUUCGUUACGAUCAUUUUCAAGCAAUCAAUACAUGCACGUGUCCAAUAUAGCACGCAGAGUACUCGGCAUCUUUGAAAAAGACGUUCAUCCCAACACCCACCAAAAGAGGAACAAAGAGAGCCUUUCAUUGUUUGGUUUGUUGAACCAUACGGUGACGCCAAUCGGCCAACAUCUCCUCCAAUCAUGGAUUCAGCGACCUACAUUGGAUCUGAAUGUGCUGGAAUAUCGUCACACGGCAAUAUCGCACUUUUCUACCAACGACACAGUGGCACUUGUCAAGGAACUUCGAGGUCAUCUCAAGCAUAUCAAGAAUAUCCCACGAAUGAUGUCCAUGAUCCGAGAAAACAGAGCCACCGUCCAUGAUUGGCAACAACUCUUGCAAUUUGCAUAUUACAGCAUGCGUAUACAAACAUCCCUUGCAAGUAUGGAUCUCACAAAAGAGCUGCAAGUGACUCAAAAGAUCAAAUCCGCCAUGGGCACUGAAAAAUUGCGUCGAGUGGGUUCAGCUAUCAAUGACAUGAUCGACUUUGAGCAAAGCAGACAUGAAGGAAGAGUGGUGGUGAAGGAAAACGUUGACGAGCAUCUCGACAAGCUGAGAGAGACAUACGAUAACCUGGAACCAGUAUUGCUUCAAGUCGCUCAAGAAAUAAGCCAACGGAUGCCUCCAGAGCUCGCAACCACAUGCAACGUGGUCUACUUUCCUCAGCUUGGAUACUUUGUUGCAGUGACCCGAGAGUAUGAGCAAAUGUUCGAAUACAACCUUGGCCUACCACCCGAUUUUCGAUUACAAUUCACAACCGAUGCCAACGCCUACUUCAAGAACGAUCGCACCAAUGAGUUGGAUGAAUCGCUUGGCGACAACCACGGCAUGAUCAUUGACAGAGAAAUCGAGCUAGUGCAAUAUUUGACCGAGGAGCUAUCCACCUAUUUCAGUGAUCUAUUAGCCAUGGCGGAUGCAUGUGCCGAGCUUGAUUGCCUACUCUCAUUGGCCCAUGCAGCUCGUAUCCAUGAGUACGUACGACCCGAAAUGACAGAGGAAAACAAGAUUGAGAUACAUCAAGGAAGACAUCCAAUCCAGGAAAUGUGCGUGGAUGUUUUCAUUGCCAAUGAUGCAUACUUGGUUGGUGGAUUGGGAAAGGCGAGCUCAGAUGUAUCAACCACCCAUAUCGAGAACAGCACCACCACACAACAACAUCAUGAGAAUGAAACAGCCAGCAUUGCUUUAUUGACCGGCGCGAAUUAUUCUGGCAAAAGCGUCUACCUACGACAAGUUGCACUCAUUGUGUAUAUGGCGCAUGUUGGAAGCUUUGUUCCAGCAUCCAGUGCAGUGAUUGGGUUGACAGACAAGAUAUUUACGUGUGUGCAAACCAUUGAAACGGUCUCCAAGCUCGUAAGUGCCUUUGCGUUGGAUCUACAAAACCUUUCACAAGCAGCGCGAGAUGCUACUGGACGUAGCCUUGUCAUUAUCGAUGAGUUUGGAAAUGGCACGGAUGCAGCCGAUGGAGCUGGUUUACUUUGUGCAACCUUGGAGCACUUUUUAUCUAAAGGAGAGCAAUGCCCCAAGGUGCUUGCCAUUACUCAUUUUCAUGAGUUGCUUGCACACAAUAUCAUCUCUCCAACCGAACAUCGGAUCAAGCUAUUGACAAUGGAAAUCCUCAGCCAAAGUUGCACCAUCCAAUCUUCCUCCAGCCAAAGCAAACAACAAGCAGACGAAGUUGUGUUUCUUUAUCGUGUUGUUCCUGGAUCUCGCGCUUGUAAUUCAUAUGGUGCAUGGUGUGCUAGCAUUGCAGGUAUCCCAACUCCCAUCGUGCAGCGUGCACUUGAAUUAUCCCAUUUAAUCGACAACAACAAACAAAUCCGACCCAUCUACAGCAAAGAACGUCAAGCUAAAUUGGAUGCCAUUGAAGACAUUGCACUCAAGCUACUAGAAUCACAAGUGACAAACGAUACAUUGGAAACCAUAAGACAAUGGGUGAAAGAUCUAGAUCAAGUACUUUGA